CGGGCCGCGGAUCGAGGAAGGAGGUGGCGGUGGGGGGAGGGGGGGGGGCUCUCGGGGGAAGUAGAUGGGGGGAUCCACGCGCGUGAUGCAGGUUGCGCACUCGUGAGCCGCACCGCGCCACGAGCCGGCGGGCAUGAGUCGCGCGUCGAGAGUCGAAGCAGAUUGCGCGACCCGUGCCAUCCUCGGCGGCUCGACUCCUCUGCUGUGAGCUGUGACUUCACCUCCUCGCCACCCACCCCCCUCCCGCGAACCCCCCGGGCCAUGUCUCCCCGCGGGACGGAUCGCGCCGGGCGCCCCCAGGGCGCGGACUAUUGAUGGGAAGCGACGCGCGAGAAUUUUCAUUCUUCCGAGGCGCGGCUGGCUGCUGCUGCUGCUGCUGAAGACGAAGAAGACGAAGAAGACGCAGCAGCAGCAGCAUGGUGAUGCGACCCGCGCCGCGGCCUCCGCUCCUUCUGCUCGUCCUCGUGCUUGCCGCUCCGAACAGAGCCACCGGGUCCUCCGAAGCGAACGGGCACCUCUGCACAGAGCUGGAGCCCCUCGAUUUGCUGGCCGAGUCGCUGGCGACGCCGGUGGCAGGAGACCUCCCCCGCGGCGUCACCGUCGUGCAGGAGGGUGGCGUGCGCGGCGCGAGGCUCUCGCCGCGGCGCGCGCCCCACGAGCCGUGGCCGGGUGGCGGCACCCGGCAGCACGGGCUCUCGUUCCCGGCGGCGCGCAUCUUCACCCACUGCCACCGCUUCCCCGAGGAGUUCUCCGUCGUCGUCACGCUCGCGGCGGACACUCGCAAGACGUCGCAGGCGCGGCAGACGCUGCUGGCCGUGGUGCACGAGGGGACGGGGGCGGUGCGCCUGGCGCUGCACGUGUCGCCCACCAAGCUGCUGUUCGAGUUCUCGCCGGGGGGCGCCGGCGGUACAGGGCGCCACCUCGUCUCGUUCGCCGGCGUGCGCGUCCUCGACGCCGCGUGGCACACGCUCGUGAUGAGCGUCGCCGGCGACGGAGCCACCCUGGCCGUGGACUGCGGGGUCCCCGUGCUCGCGGAGAUGGAAACCACCUUCCCGUCCCAGAUGAGCGUGCACCGAGCGACCUUUUACAUCGGCAAUCGCCGCAGGUCGAAGGGCACGUUCACGGGGCUGCUGAGGCAGCUCGUGCUGCUGCCGGGCGCCGACGCCACGCACAUGCUGUGCCCGAGCCCUGAUCCGCAGACGGCCGCACUGCGCAUCCCCCCGGCUCUCGAGCUCAUCCCACCUGGGCCCCCUCGCAGCCGCACUCCCUUCGAGACGGACCUCCGCAUCACCCUGGGAGGGACGCCCCGCUGCGACGGCGGCUUCGCCGGCAGGGUCUGGUUCGACGCGAAGAAGAAAUCCCUGCGUCUGUGCAACGGCACCCACUGGGCGUCCUUGUUCCGAGCUGGGGAGAGACUCAAUUACAUUGACGACCACCAGAACCUGGUGGCCAACUCGGGGACGCGGGACAUUGAGGUGUUUGAGAUCAAGAACGUCGGCGUGUUUGCCGCCGUGGCGAGCGACGACGCCAAUGCGGGCUCCAUCAUCUUCAAGUGGAGCAACGGAACUUUCCAGACCUACCAGGUCAUCCAGACCAACAAGGCGGAGAAGUGGGAGUUCUUCACGAUCGCUAAAGACUCGUACCUGGCCGUCGCCAACCUGGGCAGCGACGCGAGCGGGCAGGAGUUCUCGGUGGUGUACAAGUGGAACCGGCGCCAGCGCCUCUUCGUGCCGUACCAGCGCAUCGUCACGCACAGCGCCCGCGACUGGGAAUCGUUUCGCAUCGGCGGGGAGACCUACUUGGCAGUGGCCAACCACGCGAAAGACCAGAACCUCCUGACGGACAGCGUCAUCUACAAGUGGAACUGCCACGAGCGGCGCUUCGACGAGUUCCAGCGCGUGCCCACGGCCGGCGCCUACGACUGGGAGUUCUUCCGCGUCGGGGCCUUCUCCUUCCUGGCCGUGGCCAACACCUACGACGGCGCCUCCACGCGCGUCGAGUCGCGCGUCUACGUGCUCCAGACCGGCAGCUUCGUCUUCUUUCAGGCCAUCGAGACGUGCGGUGCCACCGACUGGGAGGCGUUCACGAUCGAGGGCAGGACGUUCCUGGCCGUGGCCAACGGCGUCAACUUCGGGCCCCACAUCAUGAACACGAGCGAGUACGCCAUCAACUCGACAAUCUACGAGCUCAACGUGGCCGAGCUCAUGUUCGUCAAGUUCCAGGACAUCCUCACCUACAGCGCCACCGACUGGGAGUUUUUCACCGUUGGGGAUGAAAAAUACCUCAUCGUUGCCAACUCGUUCGAUGGCUCAAGCUACUCGUUAAACAGUGUUAUAUACAGGUGGCAAGGCUACGAACGCUUCGUGCCAGUGCACCGCCUACCCACGGUGGCGUGCGCCGACUGGGAGAAGGCGGUCAUCGGGGACCAGCGCUACCUCCUCUACUCCAAUGCGCACGACAAGGUGUCCAAGGUGCUCAGGCUCAACGUGUCGUGAGGGAGGGUUGGGGGGGUGGGGGAAUGAGCGGUCAUGGGAAAUGCGAAAGCCGUGGUGGUGGGGGGGGUGGCAGGGGUGCAUUUGGAACUCGGCGGUAUCCCCACUGCCCCCCCCCCCCGCGCGUGGCUCGCAUCGCGCUGGGCGGGCAACUGAGAUGCACCCUGAGGCCCAUGACGUCAAGCAUUACAAGCAGGAGGUUUUUAAAAAAACCUCUAUAAAAUAUAUAUUUUAUUUAUGCUUUUCAACAACAGCAGUAGGGAACCGAAGUGGACAGUUCAGUGGGCGAUGGGGGAAACGCGUCGACAGGCAGCUAGUUGUGUUACCAGCCGUGAUCUAGGAAACUGGAUGGAAAGCUGGAGAGGGGGGCGGGCAGGGAGGGAUGAGAAGAAAAUCGGGGAAUAGUCAAGGAGGGGACUGGGGAAAAAGAAGAAGAGGAGAGUGAGCAGGACGGGGGUGGGACGGGGAUUGUUUUGAACGCUGCUGCUGCUGUUGUUGUUGCGUCUCCACGCUGCGUCUCGUCGCCAUGCCAUGGUGAGCCGAACGCACCGCUGCUAAGGAACCGCCGGACAUGAGCCCUUGCCGUGCCGCCGGAUGUUAGCGGGGCGACGUUGGCGCGGAGACGUUAGCGUGGGGACGUUAGCGUGGGGACGUUAGUGGGAGGACGUUAGCGCGGGGACUGCCGCCCGAUGUUGUCCUCCUCGAUGGCGCUUUGUUGCAGGUGCUGCUUGCGCGCGGUGUACGAUUUGUACGUACAUUGAACUUCUUUCGCACCAUACGUAGCCAACCGUGCUAAUCGAAGGUGCGGGGCAAGGGCAGCUAAAACAGCAACUCACAGUCGUCAGCUUCUCUUACCGGUUGCACAAAGCCAACAUUUGGCACGUCUGCUGAAAGACAAAAUGAGUUUUAACCAACGCAUUCAGGUGUAAAUACAUUCCCUAUAAAUAAUAAUGAGAAUAAUUCACACGACUACAAUGCUAUGUUUUCAUAUAAUAUAUCGGAUUAUAUUGUUAAUAUUAUAAAAAUUGUAAGGAACUAUGUCGUUGCUACAUUUAAUAUAUGCUGGCUAGCGAUGUGCUUUUUAAAGCCAGGGCCACCACGCCCAACCAAUCAGUUGCGCAACAAAUCACUCUCAAAUUUCAAGAGACUUAACCGUCCGCAACUGCUUAGUCCACAUCUGAGCGAGCAGUUGCGCAACACAGAAAACCUAAACGGUACAUUUAAACAGUCGCUGCAAAUAAUCAUGAACAUGAUUCAUGACGUGCACGUAUUUCAGGAAUCGGACGCAAUAUUCUAUCGGGAACUCAGAGGCGCAGAGCAAAAGCUCAAAGUCCUUCAUACACCAGCCUACACAGUUGAUAGAGCCUGGAUCAGGUGAGAGCCUGGAUCAGGUGAGAGCCUGGACAGGUCAGAGCCUUGAGCUGUUGCAUGAAGGUGGAUGAUGGUGCUCACAUGCUGCUAAAAAUUUGCAGCAGUGAGAGAGAAAGUUGCAGACGGCCACUGCCGGUGUAGCUACGGGGAAACACUGCUCAGCCAGGAUGGUGCUAGUGCUGGAUGCGAUGAGCCGGUCGUUAGGUGAGCUCCGUAGGAAGCUCAGUGGCCCUUACCUGGUAAAAUGAAAAAAGCAUUAGCUGUCCUGUAUCCUUGAAUUCAUGGGGAGCCAGUGCAAGGCUUUUAGCCAUGGAAAUAUCGUGGUCCUUAGAGCAGAUCGCUUCAAAAUGGAGUCUGUUUCUACUGUGAGAAACCACUUUGUGCAUCUGCUCGUAUUUGGCCGCAGAUAUCAGUUGUGCGCAAUAGAUUGCUGCAAUGAGGGGUAUACUGGAUGUGCUGUGCCAGGUGCGGAUAGAUUUCUUGGUUGCCAAACCGGGAAAGAGCCGGCUGAAAUAAAGGCCAGCCUCUCGCCUAGAGGACCAUAGACCCACACCGGGGAAGGGUGUUUGGCGCAUCGCCACGUGUUGUUACGUGUCGUCGUGUUGUCACGUGUCGUCGCGUCAUCGCGUUGUCACGUGUCGUUACGUCGUUGUGUUGUCACGUGUCAUUGCGUCGUUGUGAUGUCACGUUUCAUCGCGUCAUCGUGACGACACGACGGUUGCGACGGUCGCGAGUGCAAUAUGUCGCUGCUCGGCAAGUCGGCGGCCUGGAUUCCACUCGGCGAACUGAAACCUCUCAAAGUAUCGGUGCUCGUAAUUAUCGAUCUAUUUAAGACGGGUGACAGGGGAACAAUAACAACAAAAACACUGGAGAUUUGAAAAAUUAUCAGAAAAUAUUGGUGCUUUUCAAAAUACAAAAGUAUUUUGUAUAAUUUUUAUAUUCACGCUUUGUAUUUUGUUUUCUACAAGAAACAAUGCACAUGUAUUUGUAUUAUUAUCAUUGUGCUGCACAGUAAUUAAAUUGUGACAAAUGCUACAUAUUGUAGAAGAACACAGCGGUGCUCAAAGAAUAGAGAAGACGCAGUCACCUCGGGUGGCAGGGUGGCGCAGUGGUCACACUCACACAUCACAGUCAGAAGGCCCUGGGAGCGAUUGGAUUUGGAUGCCUUUCUCUGUGGGCUGUGCAUGUGCUCCCCUGCUUUGCAGAGUGAGUGUGAGUGAGUGUGUGUGAGAGUGAGUGAGUGUGGGGUUUGCCUUGUGGCUAAAGCACAGCAAAUUGACACAGUAGGGGGCACAGGUGGUGCAUCAGCCAUUCAUCUCAGUAAGUAGACCCGUGGCACCUGGGUCUGCCCCGUGACCUCCUGCCAGCAGGCUUUUGAAACUUCACGUGGCCUCAAGGUGUACAUAGCCUGGCACAAGCGUCGUGGUGACGUCACCGCCACUUAGUGGCGAAUGGCGGUUGUUGUUGUUGUUGUUGGUUUGUAUGUUCUACCCUGCUCUGCAGAGUGAGUGUGAGUGAGUAUGCAUAAGAGUGAGUGUGGGGUUUGUAUGUUCUACCCUGCUCUGCAGAGUGAGAGCGAGUGAGUGUGCGUGAGAGUGAGUGUGGGGUUUGUAUGUUCUACCCUGCUCUGCAGAGUGAGUGUGAGUGAGUGUGCGUGAGAGUGAGUGUGGGGUGUGUAUGUUCUACCCUGCUCUGCAGAGUGAGUGUGAGUGAGUGUGCAUGAGAGUGAGUGUGGGGUUUGUAUGUUCUACCCUGCUCUGCAGAGUGAGAGCGAGUGAGUGUGCGUGAGAGUGAGUGUGGGGUUUGUAUGUUCUACCCUGCUCUGCAGAGUGAGUGUGAGUGAGUGUGCGUGAGAGUGAGUGUGGGGUGUGUAUGUUCUACCCUGCUCUGCAGAGUGAGUGUGAGUGAGUGUGCGUGAGAGUGAGUGUGGGGUUUGUAUGUUCUACCCUGCUCUGCAGAGUGAGUGUGAGUGAGUGUGCGUGAGAGUGAGUGUGGGGUGUGUAUGUUCUACCCUGCUCUGCAGAGUGAGUGUGAAUGAGUGUGCGUGAGAGUGAGUGUGGGGUUUGUAUGUUCUACCCUGCUCUGCAGAGUGAGUGUGAGUGAGUGUGCGUGAGAGUGAGUGUGGGGUGUGUAUGUUCUACCCUGCUCUGCAGAGUGAGUGUGAGUGAGUGUGCGUGAGAGUGAGUGUGGGGUGUGUAUGUUCUACCCUGCUCUGCAGAGUGAGUGUGAAUGAGUGUGCGUGAGAGUGAGUGUGGGGUUUGUAUGUUCUACCCUGCUCUGCAGAGUGAGUGUGAGUGAGUGUGCGUGAGAGUGAGUGUGGGGUUUGUAUGUUCUACCCUGCUCUGCAGAGUGAGUGUGAGUGAGUGUGCGUGAGAGUGAGUGUGGGGUUUGUAUGUUCUACCCUGCUCUGCAGAGUGAGUGUGAGUGAGUGUGCGUGAGAGUGAGUGUGGGGUUUGUAUGUUCUACCCUGCUCUGCAGAGUGAGUGUGAGUGAGUAUGCAUGAGAGUGAGUGUGGGGUUUGUAUGUUCUACCCUGCUCUGCAGAGUGAGUGUGAGUGAGUGUGCGUAAGAGUGAGUGUGGGGUUUGUAUGUUCUACCCUGCUCUGCAGAGUGAGUAUGAGUGAGUAUGCAUGAGAGUGAGUGUGGGGUUUGUAUGUUCUACCCUGCUCUGCAGAGUGAGUGUGAGUGAGUGUGCAUGAGAGUGAGUGUGGGGUUUGUAUGUUCUACCCUGCUCUGCAGAGUGAGUGUGAGUGAGUGUGCGUGAGAGUGAGUGUGGGGUUUGUAUGUUCUACCCUGCUCUGCAGAGUGAGAGUGGGUGAAGGUGAGUGAGUGUGACUGUAUAGAGUUUGUAUGUUUUCCCCCUGUUCCGUAUGGGUUCCCCCCUGGUUCUCUGGUUUUCUCCCACAGCUAAAAAAGUGUUUGCAAAUUACUCAUUUGGAAAACAGACAGCAGCCACAUCGCUUUCCCGACUGCGAAAACUUGGCCAGACCAUGCUGACAAAGUCUUUCGACUCAAUGAGGCUUUUCUGGGUUCUAAACACAACUAAACUAUUUUGUAUUUACCAGGUAACGCCCACUGAGCUAUAUUGCUCUUUUUCAGAAGCGACCUGGCCACAAAUGAUAGCUCAGUGAAGUUGCUUAUCACGUGGAAGAAUGUAUAUCAGCCAAAUACUCUGAACGCAAGUUUCUGAACGUGGAGUUAAAAACCGGAGGACCCGGAGAAAAAUCCACGCAACCACGGGGAGAACACGCAGACCUCAAAUAUAAAGCAGGCGUCAGGGUCGGGAUCGAACCCACGGCCUUCAGGCGAUGUAGUUAACGUCUCCCCACCGAGGGAGAAAAUGCUGACGCGCUCAUCCGGCCAGGAGAUUGAUGUGGCUGCUUGGCUCAUUGAAGUGUGCGCAGAGGCGAGCGUGAUGCGAUGCCCACGUGUUCGCCUGGGGUAGCCCCGCUGCUGCUGCUCCUGCUGCUGCUGCUGCUCCUGCUGCUGCUGCUGCUCCUGCUGCUGCUGCUGCUCCUGCUGCUGCUGCUGCUCCUGCUGCUGCUGCUGCUCCUGCUGCUGCUGCUGCUCCUGCUGCUGCUGCUCCUGCUGCUGCUCCUGCUGCUGCUGCUCCUGCUGCUGCUCCUGUUGCUGCUCCUGCUGCUGCUCCUGCUGCUGCUGCAGAUGCUGCUCUUGCUGCUUCUGCUGCAGAUGCUGCUCCUGCUGCUGCCGCUGCUACUACCGCCGCUACUAUUGCUGCUGCUCCUGCUGCUGCUCCUGCUGCUGCUGCAGAUGCUGCUCUUGCUGCUUCUGCUGCAGAUGCUGCUCCUGCUGCUGCCGCUGCUCCUGCGCCGCUCCUGCCGCCGCUCCUGCUGCUGCUCCUGCUGCUGCUGCGCUCGACCCCGGUGUCUCCUCGCACGCCUGUCGUGGGGGGCGUGCGAGGAGUGCCUCGUCUGCAGUUCCCGGCUUGUGUCAGCAGAUGGCAAAGCCAUCACGUGGCUCGAGCCAGGCACGUGCAUCAUGCGUGGCGAUUUGCUAUUCACUCAAACGGAAAUCAUUUUCACUUUUCUAUAAAGCUUUCCUUUUUUUGUAAAGGUUUAUGAAUCUUAUAUUUUUCUUCAUCAUUUUAAAAAUGCCUCCAUGAUUAGGUGAUGCAAUCAAAUACUGAUGUAUCAUAUUCUUCGGGUCUUUCGGUAAAACCACGUAGAUAGAACAAAAAUAAUCAAAAUAAUAACAAUAUCACGACGUUUCGAUCGCAACACAAGCAAUCGUCUUCAGGUGAAAAAAGGGGGGUAAAUCUGCCGAGGCAGGCAGCUAAUGCCAAUGUGGGGGAGGUACUACGGAGUUGUGGGGGGUGGCCAUUGUAUUGUGAGCGAUUAGCAUGUCAAUGUAAGAUUGCUUGUGUGGCGAUCGAAACGUCGUGAUAUUGUUAUUAUUUUGAUUAUUUUUCUAUUUGCGUGGCUUUACCGACAGAUCCAAAGAAUAUGAAUUCCUGCAGUCGCGAAAGCUUUAAGUCAAGAUUUACUGAUGUAUUAUAGACUAAAGCAUGUUUUUUCUUUCGAAAUUAAUUCUGGAAAUGCCACGCAACUGCUGCGUUGACCGCAGCCUAAUGGAUGUCGCCUGGGCUUACUUUACCACUGAAUAGGCGGGAGUAGGUGGCACAUGUAGCCGUAGCCAUGGCGAGGAGUGUGCUGGAGGUGGUGUGCCGUGUGCAACCCGGACAAACCCUGCUGAAGUCAAGCCCUGGUAUCAUGCCAGACCCAUAGCCUGGCAUAGACUCCAGUAGAGACCCACAAACUCGCGUAGGGCUUAAUUUCCCACCAGAUACUGUGCUUCCCGGGUGGCUGCAAACACUGGAGGAGGUGUACGGUGACGAGUAGCCGCAGCCAAAGUGUGAGUGGUAUCCCGGAUUUGGCGUGCCAAGUGCGGGAAUAUUUUCCCGGUCGCUGACCCGAUUGAAAUUAAACCCCCAGGCGUGGUGGAGAAAAAGAAAACCCCAUCAAUUGGGCGAGCACAGCACUCGGCACCCGGCCCCCUCCCGUAUCUCUCUCCCCACUCCCUGCGUAAGUCUGCCCCAAACGAGCCUCUGCCAGCAAUCAGCGUCUCGUGUUUACCUGUAAUAGAGGUUGUUGGGUUAGAUCGCGUGACUAUGAAUGUGUCGUUAAACCUGCCACCACCUGGAUGUGGCCCCAUGAGGCUGGUUGUCAUUGCCGGCGAAACGUUGUCCUCGGAAUUGUGAAUGUUGUGUGUUUGCUCUCCAACACACCUGUGCUGUACUGGUCACGAAUUGGCACGUUUUGUUUACGCUUCUUACUGAUUGGCUGUGUCGGGUGGUGGCGGGUUUAACGACGCAUUUAUAUUUACACGAUCUACCCUCAAAAACCUCUAUUAUGGAUGAUAUUGGUCCUGACAGCCGAUGUGUCUCAUGUUUAGUUUGUUAUCCUGCCUCACCGCACCUCCGAUCACCACAGUGAGCGACGCACGGUGCCAAAGAAUUUGUACUCGGUAUGUUUGUAUAACAAAAAACACAUGUUUCACAACAAAGGGACACAGACGUAAGAAAUGUAUUUCACUACAAAUACCCACAAGAUCAAGGUCUCCGGUAUAGCCUUUGCCAGACUGUUGGAACAUCUCUGAAGGCCACCACUGCACACAAUGAGCGUAGGUGGCCAGCACCACGCCCGGCCACGCUUUCGCUCCUGAGUGCUGAUGUUUAGUACGCACCACACCAGGUACUCAUUUUAAAGCUGAGUUGACCUAGAGGAGGCCCAGGGCUGGUUCAGAUAUUCGCCACUGUCACUGGUCGCGAGCGGCAAACGAACUGUGGUCACCAGGGAUGUUACCGCAGUGCGCCAACCGCCACACUCACCGCCCUUACACAGGACCCGCGCGCGCGCACACACACACACACGUUAUAUUUGAUAUACGCGUGCAUUAUGUAUUUUUAAAAUGUGUACAUAAUAUGUUUUGUUACAGCUAUUGGCAGACAGUUCAAUGCCAUGUUUCACUUGGUGCUAUGAUAAAAAUGCGAAUGCUAUUGUUAUUGGUAUUUAUUGUGUAAUUCACUGUUCAAUUAACACCAAAAGCUUUUUUAUGCCACCGUACGUUGAUGUAACUCACUGGCGACAAACAAACGGAAACCUUCGUUGUCAUCAAUCACUGCCAUAUUAGACUGAUUUUAUAAACACGCGCAAUCCAAACUGUACGUAUGCAACUGGUGUUAUAUGAAACCAUUUAUAUUACCGUC
Messenger RNA from Lethenteron reissneri (Far Eastern brook lamprey), 10088 nucleotides. RefSeq names its product thrombospondin type laminin G domain and EAR repeats (gene TSPEAR). The record is from RefSeq and is a predicted model, not a curated record. Lineage: Eukaryota; Metazoa; Chordata; Hyperoartia; Petromyzontiformes; Petromyzontidae. Gene Ontology annotation, biological process: signal transduction.